AUGGCAUCUCUGGAUUUGUUACUGGAACGACUUGUGACCAACUGCUCAAUUUAUGAUGAAAUGCCGCAUUCUUUCGACGAUACACUCAUCGAUAAACUUGUUGAUAGCAUUGAGUUCGAAGAAAGUAGUAUAACUGUGGUGCGAAACUUUGUCAGAGGAAUAGAUUUUGAGAGCAGAUGUAUUCCGAUUCAGAUAAUUAUUCGACUACUCGAUGCAGCAAUAGUGAAAAAGAGAUUUCGCGACGAUGAUCUUCUGCUAGAAUUCGUUCAAAAAAGUGAAGAUCUUCUUCCCCAAUCCCGCCCACCGAAACUGCUCGAUGAUCUCUUUAGACUUUAUCAAAGACCCGAAGUCUUCGCUAUUCGGAAACCAGACGCGUGGCUUACUGUAAUACGAUGGGCAAUCAAUCAAAUCGACGAUGACAGUACAUCUGUCUUCCUUCGUCGCCAAUACCAAUCAUUCAUUUGCCAAGUUCCACCUGCUGAUGCUCGACGCCUUUUGAUUAUAUCUGGAGCAGUAGAAAUGUUUAUCAGACGGACUAGACGUGGUCAGCAAUCGAACUUCAUCCUUGACGUUGUCACUCGUAUUCUGGAUAAAUAUUCGAAUGAAUUAGAAGUUGAAGAAUUGAUGAGCUACGUGGAGAGUAUUAGGAAUUCUUCGAGAAUAGGCGAGAAUUCAUUGAGAUUACUUGCGAAGCUGAGAGAACUUCACUCAACUCUCAAAAUUCCACUGACUCCUGGUAGUUGGCAGUGUGAAUCUAAUCGUGUCGAUCUCAUCUGCUUCCUUCUCGAAAUGAAUCAAAACCCACGCGAUAGAGUUAUUGCAAUAAAUGAUGAAGUAAAUGAACAAUUUGUUGAAAAUAUCGAUCAGUUGGUUGACCUACUCAUCUACUCACCAGCCGUCAAGCUCCACCACAAAACGAAAAUCCUUCAUCGUAUGAGCAAUAAACAAUUGAAAACGUUUUUGGAGCAACUGAAUGUUGAAGUGAAAGUGGAAAAUAAAAUACGAAUCACCGAAGUUUCCAAGUUGUUACCAAAAUUGGCAUCUCAUGUCACCAUCCAACAAGUUGCCACGUUAUUUGAAGCUCUCGAUGUUCGUGUUCUUGAAUCAUCAUCACUUCUUCAGGAGCUCAGUCGUGUCUACGGUCCAGAUAUUUUCAGUCGUACAGAAUUCAGUAAUUUCAAGAAUCGCCUUCGCGCUCGUCUCACUGAUAUGAUUCGAACGUCUGCGCUGGAAUCUGAAUGGGAGCAGACCGACACGGCACUCGAGAUCGCUUAUAUCUUCCCUUGCUUUUUGCCCGAAAAUGAAGAUCUUCAAGCGUUGUCUCGAAGCAACCGUAACUCUCCUUACGUAAUGUCAAUGGUGUUGAAAUUGAUGCGUGAUCAUUACGGUGGAAUCCCUGACGAUCUUCUCCGUUACUACAUUCUCGAAUCAGCAGAUCCUGCUCCGCAGCUUGUUUGUAUGCAUUAUCUGAGUACUCCAAUGAUUUUCGGAUCAUUAUCUCGAGAGGAGAUUGUGGAAUAUUUGGAAUCUGGACUCUCAGAUAAUGGAAUGGAUAUGAGACAAGAAACACUGAAAUUCGCAGAGACUGCAAUGGCGAAACCCAACUUGAAAGAUGCAGUGAUAACUGUUCUGACCGAGUAUAAAAAUGACCGCUGGAUCGGCCGAUACGUUCGUCGUCUGCUCUGCGAAGAGCAUAUUCAGCAAGAAAACGAGUCGGUUGUGAUUGUUCGUGAAAUGCUUGCAUCACUAAAUGUUCACGGAAAUGAUGAAGAUAUCAAGGACUGCUAUUAA
Caenorhabditis remanei is the source of this 1791-nucleotide messenger RNA. RefSeq lists its product as uncharacterized. Lineage: Eukaryota; Metazoa; Nematoda; Chromadorea; Rhabditida; Rhabditidae. The transcript is spliced from 8 exons. The coding region runs from base 1 to 1791 and encodes 596 amino acids. The record is from RefSeq and is a predicted model, not a curated record.